ACUAAUACUCAUGAACCAUAAUCAUAAGAUACAUUUACAAGUUUUGUGCAAUCGACAAAUGGAUUGUCCGUCACUGUCAAAGACUGUCAUUUCUUCUGCAAUCUGUCAGUUCAGGGCGAAGAGUUUGCCAGUUUUAACACAAGUCACAAAUUUUAAGGAUAACCACUUUCAAACUCCAACUCACUUUUUGAUGUAGGAAGAUAUUGGCACUUGAACAGACGGAAAGUAUCUACACUUGACAAGUGAUAAAUGGUUUUAUUAGUCAUCAACGUAUGUUGAUACUUCAAUGAUAAAAGGAAAUAUUUGAAUAACCCUUGGAAAAUAUGUCAAAGAAUUCCCAAGAAAUUGUGUUUGAGGGUUGGUUAACAAAGUCUCCUCCAACAAAGAGGAUAUGGAGAGCAAGAUGGAGAAGGAGAUGGUUUUUGUUGACACAUUCUGGUCAACUCCCUGGUCAAUAUAUUUUAACAUAUUACACUGACAGAAACUACAGAAAAUUGAAGGGAGUUAUUAAUUUAGAUCAAUGUGAACAAGUGGAUUUGGGCUUGAAAGUGGAUGAAAGGAAAUUGAAAUUUGACCAUGUUUUCGAUAUAAAAACACCUUCUAGGACAUAUUACUUAGCUGCAGAUACAGAAAAUGAAAUGCGGUCCUGGGUAACGUGUAUCUGCAAAGUGUGUGGUUUGAAGUCAACAAACGAAGAUGAUGAUAUUCCUACAAGAAUCCCCAUCAAUUGCCCAGAUGUGGAGAUUACCGAAGAACCAUCCGAAAGUCAGAGAAUGACAUUAUUAAAUGGCAUAAGUGUACCUCUUCCUGCAUCACCAGUCAGCUCUAGUCCUUACAUACCUGUAUCUGAAUGUAUCACUGGAAAAUCUCCGAUCCUGGACCCCAAGGACUUCAAAACACUUCUGGAGUAUAACAUGAGGAACUCGGUGUUAAGAUCAGAAAUACCAAACACACAUACCAAUGAAAGUUACGAAUUUCCACAAAGAAACUACAUGAAUUACAUGAACAUUCAGGAUCCGAGGUUCUACGAUUGUCCUAGGAAAUUGGCAACGCCAUUUCAGAAGCGUGAUGCAGAAGGUGAAAAGAACCAUUCUCCUUUACAGAGCCCUACAGAUUCUGACAGUGUGUUCAAUGAUGAUGAUUGGACUGCAAAUUCAUCCAGCGAUUUCAGUAAGUACAACACUUCAAGAAAUACCAGACCCUCUGAUAGUUCAAAUGAUGGUGAUAUAAUUGCAACAAAGAAGUUCGUCAAAACCUCGGGAAAUGAAUCAGCUCCUCCAAGACCACCCAAACCAGUACAAACGGUAGCUGCUCCAUGCUAUCUGAACCUCAAUCCUUCAAAAAUUGGCAUUGAGGCUGAAGAAAACGAUCAAAAGUCAAAUAAAGAAAAUCAGCAGAAAGUGUUAACAGAUGACAUGUAUGACUUUCCCCGUUCACACCAUAUUGAAAACGAAGCUUCCUUGAAAAGGAAACACUGCUAUAACAAUGCUGCGCCGGUGGUUUGCCCUGAAGGAACUAUUUUCAGAUAUGAUAUUUCUCCACGAGCGGGGACCAGCACGUCGGUGUUCAGGUAUGAUUUAGAAGACACCCAGGACGCACCUCCUUCGCCUGCUUUAUCUCAUUCAUCAUCAACUCCUGCCUAUUCGAAUCUUCCUAGCCCAUCGUACACCCAGCUGAUGGCCCCGCCGAUGGUUAACAGGGAGUUGAAACCGAAGAGGAAGCUCUCCGAUUCACACUCGAUUACCUCCAAUCCCGAACCACCUUCUCCGAGAAACGCUCCAUCUGUUGACAGAAAGCUGAAGCCUCCAACACCCUUACAGCUGCCGGACUAA
Leptinotarsa decemlineata (Colorado potato beetle) is the source of this 1832-nucleotide messenger RNA. RefSeq names its product daughter of sevenless (gene dos). Gene Ontology annotation, cellular component: cytoplasm. Gene Ontology annotation, molecular function: signaling adaptor activity. Lineage: Eukaryota; Metazoa; Arthropoda; Insecta; Coleoptera; Chrysomelidae. Gene Ontology annotation, biological process: signal transduction. The record is from RefSeq and is a predicted model, not a curated record.